CUUUGGUCGAGGUAUGAACAAGCCGAACUUGUUCGAACAUUUUUCUGCUGCUUUAGUGCAAGAGUGGAUCCCCAAACUGAAACGAUGUGAGGAGGUCAUCGCAGCUUACGGUAGUAACCAGCAGAUCGAGCUGGGUGUGUACGAACCAAGUCGACGAUGCUACAUCUCGACGGCGGCGAAAGGUAUGCAACGGACCGUUUUGUCUAUGCAUGUGACGAAAAUGGACGGCGGAAACGUCAUGGGAGAAAGUAGUGGCUUAAACGAGGGCGGUGGC
This is a messenger RNA of Amoebophrya sp. A25, 274 nucleotides long. NCBI's taxonomy places the organism in Eukaryota, Dinophyceae, Syndiniales, Amoebophryaceae. The record is from the annotation of a GenBank genome assembly.